This is a messenger RNA of Morchella importuna, 1068 nucleotides long. RefSeq lists its product as uncharacterized. The transcript has 4 exons. NCBI's taxonomy places the organism in Eukaryota, Fungi, Ascomycota, Pezizomycetes, Pezizales, Morchellaceae. Gene Ontology annotation, biological process: fungal-type cell wall organization. Gene Ontology annotation, cellular component: plasma membrane; cell cortex of cell tip. The record is from RefSeq and is a predicted model, not a curated record. The coding region runs from base 1 to 1068 and encodes 355 amino acids.
AUGACCAGCACUGCCUCGCUGAGUCCGUGGCACCUAGAGCCUUCGGUAAAUGCAUCUCCCCGCAUUGUGCAGUACUGCCACAUGGUCCAUCUAUAUUCUUCUCCACAUAAACAUAUUUGCGAUAAGAGGCAGAUCACGAGAAUUCUGAGAAUUCAGCCCACCACCGCACCGCAAGCUACAAUUAUGAAUCACUACGAUAUGUACCCUCAAGUCCAGUCAGGAGAAGAGGAAGAGAUUAAUCGAGCCGUACGCACCGCCAAAGAAAAAUCUAUCCGGCGCAGAAAGCAAAUGACGGUCGCAGCCGAAUUCUGUAGCAUCGUUGCCCUUGGCUCGCUCGUCAUGGUGCUCCUAGGGAGCACACACGUCAAUAAUGUACUGGACGAUAUCUGGUUCAUGAGGGUCAAAUCCAAUUCUCCGUUUCCGAAACACAACCCGCUAUAUAAGGAUGUAUUCUUGGAUGGAAUUGGGAAUAUUAAUGCAGCCCAGAUGCCACACUUUUACCAGGUUGGUUUGUGGAACUAUUGCGAGGGAUUUGAUGGGAUUGGGAUUACAUAUUGUUCAACACCGACUCCCGCGCACUAUUUCAACCCGGUGGAGAGUAUGUUAAAGAAGGCUGUGCCUGCUAAAUAUGAACCCAAGGGAAUGGCUAAGGCCCUUAAAAACGCACAACGACCAAGCAAAUGUAUGUAUGUGUGCUUUGUUCUUGGGGGAGUAUUCAGUCUUAUGUCUCUUGUAAUGGACUGGCUCUCUGUCAUGGUUUCUCGCAAUUACAUCUUGACAUCUGUCUUUGCGUUAUGUGCAGCUUGCUUCACAUUGAUUUCAGCGAUCACCUCCUGUCAAUUAUUCAUAAAGUUCUGGCUCUGGCUUGGAUCAACACCUGACCUUAAAGUCUACGCUGAGUUGGGGGUUAAAAUGUACAGCUGUACUUGGAUGUCUUUCAUUUUCUCUUCAAUUGCGUUUAUAUUACAUGUCAAGGUUUCGGCACACGAAAGUGCUGGGAAGCCAGGAUGGAAGUUUGAACAAUGUCAUGGUGAGGAACAUUUAUCUGCAGUAUCGCGGGAUUUCUAG